AUGAAAGAUCUGUUUUUCCUCCUCCUUUUCGUGCAGCUCCUUGCUGCUUCGAUUGCUGUGUACAAACAAUGGAUUCCGAACACCAAUUUUGAAAAUGCUUCCAAUUGGGAUAAAGACAGAAUCCCAUGUGCUAAUGAUGUGGUCCUUUUCAAGAGUAAUCAGGAGAUCUCGGUCUUUGUCCAAUCAACUCACUCUCUGACAGACAUGUACCUUCCAUUGAAUGGAGAGUUCAUUAUGGCACCUGGUGCAGGAUUUGCAGCUUUUGAUGGCAGCUGGGAUCCAGGCUGUGACACAGGUUCAGCUGUCUCAUUCACUGCUGCUGAGCAGUGUAAGUGGCAUGACCCUGCACUAUGGCAUGCUGCAACCUCCUUGGAGGACCUAGAGCAGGGCAAGUACAUCUUCGCAGUGGAUGAAGAACGUGUCCCGUGCCAGUACGAUGAUGUUAUCUUUCAGCCUGAAACCUCCUUCCGAGUAAACAUCGACUCAUCUGAGCGAAUGAUUCAUCUCCGAAGCAUCUCUAUAAUGGGACAGAAGUUCACCAGUGAUGCGGCCUUAGCUGAGUACAUGCAGAGAAGCUCGGCCAAGCUGCAGUUCCACGGCAACGGGACAUUCCAGGUGACGAACGCCAGGUGUCCGGACAAAUCGGGCUGUGAGUGUGGAAAUGCUGGGGAACAUCGACAGAUCUGUGCUGCCUUGCUGGGGUAUUCUGGGACUCGGUGCCCAGUGCUUGUGUGCAAGGACCCCUUCCAGCCAGUUGGACACUGCUGUGAAAUAUGCGGAGCCACUAUUUCAUUGGAAUACACGCCUGAUUUCGACAUUAGGCAGUAUCAGAACAGAAUUCUUCAUGCCUUCCUGAGCCUGCCAAAAUACGCAGGUGUUCAGCUGGCUAUAUCCAAGGUGCGUAAACCUCAGACUUCACAGAACUCCGUUCCAGUCAUCCAGAUUGUGCUAAUGGAUGAUAAGACGGGGUCACAGACGGGAACUAAUGCUGAGCAGUUGGCUGAGGACAUCAUGCGUGACGUAGCAGAGCAUGGUGACUCCUUUGGCAUUGUGACAGGUACAGUGCAAGUAGCCACUGGCAGUAAUUCUAGUGGACAAGGAGUUACCGUUACUGAUGGCAUCAUUGCUGGGACGGUUAUUGGUCUACUGCUUGGGCUGCUGUUGCUUGGCACAAUGCUGUUUCUCCAUCGGAAGGGGAUGAUAAGGUUACCAUGCGCACAUUUGGUAGGCCUGUGGAACAGAAAGGAGGACCAGGAUAUUGUGGCGGGACCAAGUGACAAAGGGUUUGACAAUCCUAUAUUUGCCACACCGACCAACGGAGCUGAGUCACAUGGUACAUGCUUCAGAGAGGAGGCCCCGAAGGAGAUGGCUAGUAAAGACAGUGGGAUUUAUUUUGCUAACCCUUUAUAUGAUGAAACUGAACUCAUCGCUUAAUCGCAAAGUCCUGAGCGGUCCUAGCCAAAUGUGAGAUUGGAAUAUAAUUUCAUUCAGGCUAAUAUUUUACCUGUUGUACAGCAACAGUUAUCCCAGGAUAACCCUCUAUGGGAACAUUUUUAUUCUGCAAUAAGAGUGGUUUUUAUUUGGUUAAUCUAAACCUUUUCCCAAGUGUUAUAAGUUAAAGCAGAAAAAGCCAUUCGUAUCGGAAAAAGUGUGUCCACAUGCAGGGAUUAUACACUGGUGUACUAUAUCUGUUUAAAUUCCCAUCUUAGCUUAUACCAAAAAACCUUUCCCAUGUAGCCAGGUCUAACUAAAAUCCCCAUGCAUCAUCAUCUGUGUAUGAUUUCUUCAGUUCCUGUCAUAAACUGUUAUUUUGUGUUGCUUCUAGAGCUGCUGAGUUCUUCUACCCCAAAGAUGGCUGCAUUUCAGUGGUGGGUGAA
Molecule: messenger RNA, 1877 nt
Organism: Gopherus evgoodei (Goodes thornscrub tortoise)
Lineage: Eukaryota; Metazoa; Chordata; Testudines; Testudinidae
Gene: AMN
Product: amnion associated transmembrane protein
Exons: 12
Coding region: 1-1434 (477 amino acids)
Biological process (GO): receptor-mediated endocytosis; intracellular protein localization
Cellular component (GO): apical plasma membrane; endocytic vesicle
Source: RefSeq, a predicted model, not a curated record